AUGGAAUUCUACAAAAGACAAAGGCUUAGGAUUCUUAAAGGAUCCUACUUGGUGUUGUUAGUGAUAACAGUGAAAAGUCUUGCAACGGGCAAAGACAAGAGCAAUAGAGGAGAAAAGAAGGAUGUUAAUGGACGAACGGGUCAGCAGGAGCGGAAAGUCAGAAAAUAUAAGAUUGCUCCCCGGCUCUCGCAUAUGUCUUUGAACCAGCUUUCGACUAGAGGCGUCACAGAAGUAGAUAGUGUGCCGAGUUCGAGUUCUGGCGACGAUGACAGUUCCUCUGAUGAUGGAAAUUGCACUUUAGAUAAUGAUGCAAAUGGCAUCACGCACCGUAGAACGCAUGUUAAUGAAUCCAAGUUUAAGAAGCAGCAGCGGCGGCGCCUUGGUGAAAAAAAGAAUUUCUUGGUCAAACUCAUUCUCACAGACAAGAAAUGCUUGCUCAUCUUUCUCAUUCAAACAGUGUUGUUAGUAAUAAGAACUGUUCUCUCUUUGAAGGUAGCCAAGCUAGAUGGUGUAUUGGUGUCUAAAUUAGUUAAGUCGGAAUAUUCCAAUUUUGUCAAGGUGCUUUUGGGCCAGUGGAUGACUUUAGGCAUACCCGCUAGUAUCGUCAAUUCUUUGUUGCGAUAUAUGACUAGAAUAAGCGCAAUUGCAAUAAACAGAAAAGUUUCUGAGGCUCUUUUGGAUAAAUAUAUGUCUUCCCAUCAAAUAUUCUACGCUAUUAAUAACCAACCUUCAUCACAAGUAGCGGGUUUAUCCAGUGGUAGUCUAGAUAACGUAAUUUCUUCCACCUCUACUUCAGAAGGUAAAAACGCCGAUGAUAAUGAUCUGUCGGAUUCUCCAGUUCAGUACUUGACGAGAGACGUUGGAGCAAUGUCUUACAACAGUUCUGUUUUACUAAAUCAGCUAUUGAAACCAUCGUUGGACUUAAUUCUAUGCUCAUUCACACUUCUAUCGAACGCUAACAGCACGUUCAUGGGCGAAGGGACGUUGGCUUUAGGGAUUGUUGUACAUUUGAGUAACAUAGGGCUAAAGUUAAUACAACCAAAUUUCACCAAGAUGCAAAUGAAGAAAACUCAGCUAGAAGGGCUAUUUAGAUCUUUGCAUUCUAAGAUUCACUCAAAUUGCGAGGAAAUUGCGUUGUUAAAGGGCCAAAAGACAGAACUUUGGAACUUAGAUUACGCCUUUUACCGCCUAUACACAUAUAUGUCGCAUGAAAUUAGAUCAAGAGCGUUGUAUGAUUUUGCAACUACUUUUAUCAUCAAAUAUAUAUGGGGAGCAGCUGGCUUGUUGUUGUGCUCAAUUCCAAUAUUUUUGCAGGAUACUAUAACAAAGGACAAGACCGCUGAGUUCAUUACAAAUAGAAGAUUAUUACUCACUGCAUCUUCUUCUAUUGGAAGAUUUGUUCAAUUAAGAAGAAAUAUACAGCAAUUGCAAGGGGUUUCUCUAAGAUUGAACAAGUUCAAUGAUGAGUUGGACGAAAUUAUUAGUGCACCGCAGCUUAGGGAAGAUGCGGUUCCUAUAGAGUACAAUGAAAAUGUAAUUGAGUUUCAAAAUGUGCCAUUGGUAACUCCAACCGGACAGGUAUUGGUAUCUGAAUUAUCUUUCAAAUUGGAGAGGUUUAAUCAUAUGCUCAUCAUAGGUCCAAAUGGAUGCGGAAAAUCAUCCUUAUUUAGAUUAUUAGGUGGUCUAUGGCCAAUCAGCAAAUCUUUGAAUCCUGACCAUGAAACAAAGCUUAUUAUGCCUCCUAGAAAGGGUACUCUGAAUGAAAGUACCAUAUAUUACCUACCUCAAAAGCCGUAUAUGAGUAGCCAAGGUACCCUCCGCGAGCAACUAAUAUAUCCCGAUACUAUGGACGAGUAUAUGGAAAGGUUCGAUGGAUCCAUUGAAGUUGGCGAUCAACUCUUACUUGACAUAUUGCAGGUACUUGAUUUAAAUGACAUGAUCAAUGAGAACCUAUCAAUAGUCAUGGCACGGGAUAAUAAGAAAGAAUGUACAUUUAAAGAUGCCUUGGAAUUGGUACGUCCAUGGUCCGCAGAGUUGACAAUGGGUAUCCAACAAAGGCUUGCAAUGGCCCGCAUGUACUAUCAUAAGCCAAUUUUUGCAGUUCUAGAUGAGUGUACUAGUGCUGUGUCACCGGAAAUGGAACAAAAGAUGUACCGACAUGCUCAGGAUUUGGGAAUAACUUUGAUAUCAGUGUGUCAUAGAACGACGUUAUGGCAUUUCCAUACGCAUCUCCUAAGCUUUGACGGCAAAGGUAACUAUAAGUUUGGAAAAUUUGACCCGGAACAAAGACUUAAAGAUGAAGAGAAAUUGAUGGAACUAAAUAAACUUCUCGAUCAAGAAGUUCCAAUUAUGCAAAAACGUUUGAAAGAACUAACUAUUGCGAGAAGCUCUAACCUAUUAAAGAAUUCUCAAUCGAAUUUGAAUUUGUCUACCCCAGCACCCGUAAAGGCGUGA
Molecule: messenger RNA, 2454 nt
Organism: Kluyveromyces marxianus DMKU3-1042
Lineage: Eukaryota; Fungi; Ascomycota; Saccharomycetes; Saccharomycetales; Saccharomycetaceae
Gene: PXA2
Product: ATP-binding cassette long-chain fatty acid transporter PXA2
Exons: 1
Coding region: 1-2454 (817 amino acids)
Biological process (GO): long-chain fatty acid import into peroxisome; fatty acid beta-oxidation; peroxisome organization
Cellular component (GO): peroxisomal membrane
Molecular function (GO): ATP binding; ABC-type transporter activity; long-chain fatty acid transmembrane transporter activity
Source: RefSeq, a predicted model, not a curated record